AUGCAGAGCACGGUGAUCCACAGCGGUCCUCUGGGCACGGCGCGCACAGGUCUGGGCAGCGCCCACGCUCUCUUCUCAGGGACGCCAGGGUCGUCCCUGCAGCCCUACUCCUUCUCGCACAAUACCUGCCGGCCUCUCUCCCCCGGCCACAAGCAGCUCGUGCAACAGCUCCGACUCUGGGCGCACGGUUUCCCUUUCCUCAUCCGCCCACCCACAGCACCGGAGCCUUUGCUCACAAUCAGCAGCAUCGAUGCGGACAUUGCCUUUGACCUCUGCGUGCAGGUGUGGCACAUAGUAAAGAAGGAUCGAAUGGUGGUGCUCUUCGUCUGGGACGGCACCGACCUCCCGCUCCCGUCGCUUUCUGCGCCGGCAGCACCAAUCCCCUCCAGCCAUUCCCCCCAUCAAGGCCAACCAUUCAGUGCCCCCGACUCCUCCACCACACCAUCCGCGCCCUCCAGCUCAUCCGUACCCCAACCCGCACCCACUAGGCCGCCCACAUCAACUCCUGCUUCAGAAUCGGCGCGCGCCGGGGAGCACCCUCUCUUCGCCAUUGGAGGUCGCCCCGCGCCUCCUCUCUCUGUGCUCCGACGUGUUCCCCCUCUGGGCUCCCUGUUGCCUGUUAUGUGCCACGUGGACGAUCUUCACUGGCUGCUGCACCGUCUGCACCCCUCUGUAGCAAAGGCGUUGGAAGGGGAGGGAGGAGGGGGGCCAGCCAGGGCGGGGCACGAGGGGGAAGGGGGGGGCAGAGGUGAAGGGGGAGAGAGGGGUGGGGAGGGUGAGAGGACAGAGCGAGGCCAGAAUGGGGGCCAGGGAGCGGUAGGGGGAGGGGCAGCAGAGGGGAGUGAGAGCCGACAAGAUGGGGAGGGCGGGGAGGAAGGAGAGGAGGGGAGGGUGGCGGGAGUGUGGCAGCAGGAGGGGGUGGUGCCGUGUUGGCCCCACUCCACCACCUUUGCAUCAAGCUGUCAACGUCCAUCUCUGUCCUCUGCUGUGCCCUCCUCUGUGCCCUCCUCUGUACCCUCCUCUGUGCCCUCCUCUGUGCCCUCCUCUGUACCCUCCUCUGUACCCUCCUCUGUGCCCUCCUCUGUGCCCUCCUCUGAUCCCUCUCCUGCGCCCCACUGUUUGACACCAGGCAUCGCCCGUUCCCUGCAGCCCUACUCCACCCUUCGCCAGAUAUACACCCAUCCUGUGGUGCCGUACCGCUUCCGCUGUGCAGCGAGAGUGAUCUUCGCCUCUGCCAUCCACCCCGCCCGCUUCACUGCCCUCGUCCCGCACAAGCCUCGCUCCCUCUCCUCCACUCCUGCCCCCCCACGCUCCUCCACCUCCAUACCUCCGCGCUCCUCCACUCCUCCAGCUGCUGCAGCCACAUCUGCUGGUGCUGGUGCUAAUGCUGAUGCCUGUACUGGUGGUGAUGCAACGGAGGGGAGGGUGGAUGGAGAAGGGAAGGGGAAACGGAUAGGAGAGGAGGACGUGGAAGGGGUGCGUGGGAAGAAGCGCAAGGGAGUGGUUCAUGCUGACGUGGCAAGGAAGGAUGGUGCUGACGUGGCGAGGCAGGAGGAGGCUGAUGUGUCGCCACAGGAAGACUCUGAGGCUGAUGUGGCAAGGGAAGGAGUGGGGAAGAGGGUGGAAGAGGGGGAAUCAGGUGGUUUGGGGAAAGCAGCAGAGACAGCUGAGACAUCUGAGGGAGUGGGGAGAGCAGCAUCGGGAAAGGAAGGGCCAUCAGGAAAAUCAGGUUCUGGGGUGAAGAGGAAGUGGGCGGCAGGGUUUGUCCUGGUGCUGGAGGAUGCCACAGGGCGGCUACUCGUCCGCCUCGCCUCACCCAAUGCCGAGGUGUUCUUUUCAGCAACAGCAGAGGAGUUGCGCAAGGAUGCAGCGGUGUCUGUGAGGGCAGCUGCAGGCAUGGCUAUGCUGCUGGGUGUGCCCAGAGACCACGGGCAGGAUACAGGAGUUGAGUAUGGACAGCAAGCACAUGCAGGGGUUGAACGGGAUGCUGUGCAUGAGAAUGAAGAUGCACGGGUGGAAAGGGAAGCACGUAGUCCGCCGUCGAUUGACUGUUGUGUGUUCUCGUACCACCAUGUGAGGAAAGGUGGACUGUCGAAAGAGAAGAUGUUCCAGAUCUUCCAGACUCGGUUGUUGACCCAACACGAUGGUGCAUGA
Closterium sp. Naga37s-1 is the source of this 2154-nucleotide messenger RNA. The record is from the annotation of a GenBank genome assembly. NCBI's taxonomy places the organism in Eukaryota, Viridiplantae, Streptophyta, Zygnematophyceae, Desmidiales, Closteriaceae.